Messenger RNA from Puccinia graminis f. sp. tritici CRL 75-36-700-3, 1242 nucleotides. RefSeq lists its product as uncharacterized. The record is from RefSeq and is a predicted model, not a curated record. The coding region runs from base 1 to 1242 and encodes 413 amino acids. The transcript is spliced from 2 exons. Lineage: Eukaryota; Fungi; Basidiomycota; Pucciniomycetes; Pucciniales; Pucciniaceae.
AUGACCAGUUCCCCUGCAGUUGUGCUUCAAAAUAAGCGGGUUCGCGAGCAAGCUGGCAAGAGUCUGAUCAGGAAGUAUGAUUCACCUAUCAACCUGCGCCAUGAACACACCUCGAUUGAAGAACUUUUGGCAACUCUCUCGGUUGACGAACUUGAGGAAUCCGCCUGGAAGGAGAUGCUCUUAACUCGACUAGAAUCGACUCUUCUUCCGCUCCUAGAACGUCAACUUACCAUUCUCUCAUCAUCAUUAAACAAUGAUAACUUAAUUGAAGAAACAGAGCCAAAACUCAAGCACAUCACACUGAUCCAGAAAGAAAUCGAAACCACUAUAGAUCACAUCCACUUCUUCAUCGCUGCCGUCUGUCCAGAACCCAUAUCUGCACCAAAUCGAUUCAACGAUCAGCACCUUAAGCGACUGAAAUCCUAUAGGCUUCAUUGUCUCAAAGCGAUCUUUGUUAAAACGGUUUCAGAUAUCUGUCGAGUUUUCCAGGCGGCCGAUGAGCUCCUCGAACAUCUGAAGAUGAAGUUACUUGAUGGAUUCGAAGGGCGACAUGAGAACCGCUUCCUAGUGAGCUGGCACAACGAGGAGGCAGUUCGAUUGAUCGAGACGGCUAUCGAAGCCAUCAAAGGAUCUGACUUGGAUGUUGCACAAAAUGAAUGGCAAUGGGAGUUGGAAGGGACCGAUAGAAUGCUUAUAAAUGAAAUCAUCCUCCCAAUUCAAUGCUCAGAUACCGAAGUUACUGAGUCUGAAGCAAACAAUCCUCAGGGAAGGACUUAUAAACUUGUCCGUCAACCAGUCAUCCAACUCGCUAAAUUAGCAAUCCCACUCAUCAAGAUGUCUCAGCUUUUCUUCAACAAGAUAUCAACUCGCGGGAUGAACAUCAAACGGCUCCCAUCUUCCACAGAGAUGUGUUCGGAUCAAAUCGAGAAUCUAGCCAAAUCACUUGAAAGAGUCUCUCAAGCCAUCAUCGCACUCGUCAUUUGCUUACAUAGAGCCGAUAGGGCUGAUGAACUCCAUUCGACUAUCCCCGAGCUCAUCCAAAUCGCCAACAAUCUCAAGUCUCGUUUCGAAUCUCCUUUGCUGGCCGUAAUGCUUUAUCUAGUCCCUUCACUCCCAGAUAUUAUUGACUGUUUUCCAAACCAAAAGUAUUAUAAGGAUUGGUUUGUCACUUGGAAUACUCAGCGUAUCUUAGCUACUGAGAAUUUCAUCCAAUUUGCUAGAUCAAUCGAUAACCAUCCAUGA